AUGAGGGUGAAAGAGGUGACAGUUCAAGGUUUGCUGACGCCUCUGGUCGAGAGGACGAGGACAAGAUGCGGACCGGAGCGCAAGCUGGAAGUCGUCGGUGAGGGGAGGAAGUGGAGACUUAUUUCGGUGAGGCGUGAACCAGACAUCCAUCGUCAACAUCAACACGUCAAGUCUGUCCUGUAUCCUACGAAUAUCAAGAUCGCGGAAAUCACCUACACCAAGAAGUCCCAUACAAGGAAUCUCUGGAAAGGAGCUCGAACAAGCAGAAACAUGGGACUGAACAAAGACGCAAGCCACACGUACGUGCACAUGCACCGCGCCCGCGACGCCGACCUAUUCGAGGACUUUUGCAAGGAGAGACUGCCGGACGACGAGGUGUACGUGCCACCCCAGCACCAGCCCAUCAACCCAGAGGACGAGGACGACGUCGUGCCGGACCAGCACGCGGCGUUUGGUAUCACCCAGGCGACGCAGAGGCAGCGCGAACCGGCAUGGAAGGACCUCGGGCUCGCGGGCCUGAUGAACCGCGGACCACCGCCGCCGGGCGGGUGGGCGCAGGCCCAGAGGGCGGGCGGCGGUGCUGGUGCUUCUGGCGGGUUGAGGUUGCCGCGGUAG
This is a messenger RNA of Colletotrichum higginsianum IMI 349063, 615 nucleotides long. Its product is annotated as Apc13 domain-containing protein. NCBI's taxonomy places the organism in Eukaryota, Fungi, Ascomycota, Sordariomycetes, Glomerellales, Glomerellaceae. The coding region runs from base 1 to 615 and encodes 204 amino acids. The transcript is spliced from 3 exons. Gene Ontology annotation, cellular component: anaphase-promoting complex. The record is from RefSeq and is a predicted model, not a curated record. Gene Ontology annotation, biological process: positive regulation of mitotic metaphase/anaphase transition.